Rana temporaria (common frog) is the source of this 1684-nucleotide messenger RNA. RefSeq lists its product as uncharacterized. Lineage: Eukaryota; Metazoa; Chordata; Amphibia; Anura; Ranidae. The transcript has 5 exons. Bases 1 to 1173 code for a protein of 390 amino acids. The record is from RefSeq and is a predicted model, not a curated record.
AUGUCGGUUUUUGCCAACAGCGCCCCCUUUCCAAAACGCCUAACCCACCACACAGCUUCAUCAAACGACGCAUAUGAAACCGUGCACAAGGCGGGAUCGAUGACAUCAUUUACCGAUCCCUCUUUCGGGUUAAACUUCUCCAAAGGAAGCAACGAGAAUAUCUCUACAAACUCCCCUUUCCAAAUCCUCUCCUUCACCUCUGGCUUCAAAUGGAGCGACACCAGGCCAGUCACGUCAGUCGGAGGUCCCGCCUCCAGGCACCGUUCGGAGUCUGGGAGGGUUGACCGGAGGGGCAGUGGUGCUCAGGCUGCAGCCGCAGUGCUGAGGGAUGAUCUGAUUGAAGAGUUCAGCAGCGAUGGAGACGAGAGCCCUCGGGGGGUGGUGGCUCCCAUACCUGUCACAACGCCAGCUGUGUCCAGAGGUCGGGGAAGGAGUGAGGAGGUUCGUCAACGACCACACGGGCAGGCGGCGACCGGUUCCAGCAGCAGUGAAGAGGGGGAGCUGCCGGAGGACCCCGCGGAGGAUGGACGUUAUGGGAACCUGUCGGCUGGAGGACCUUCACGGCCGCGCCGAACCGAUCCCCAAGGUUGUCUGAUUUGGAUCCUAGGACAUUCAUUUGUGUUUUGGGGGGCAAGAAGGGCGGAUGUCAAGCCUGGGGGGAGACAGCUGGGGGUGCCCAGGGAGGAAGGAAGGGUACGAUGGAUAGGGAUUAGGGGUCUCAUGUGGCAGAAGGUGUUACCCGAAGUUCACAGGGGGGCUAGCUUAGACAGGGCCCCGGACAUUUUGGUGAUACAUGCGGGGGGGAAUGAUUUGAGCGUCCGGCCGAUGCGCCAGGUGAUCAAAGACAUACAAUGGGAUAUACGCCGACUGCGGGCCUCUUUCCCUGACCUGAUCAUUGUUUGGUCAGAUAUUGUGGCUCGCAUGGCCUGGAGGGAGGCCAGGUCAUUGGAGCGUUUGGAUAAGGCCCGGAUAAAGGUGAACAGAGAAGUGGGCAGGUUUGUGGUGCAGCAAGGUGGGAUAGCGGUUCGCCAUUCAGAUUUAGAAGUUGAGACUUGGAGGUACCUGAGGGGGGACGGGGUUCAUCUCAACCCGAUCGGGAUCGAUCUUUGGGCUCUGGGAUUGGAGGAGGGCGUUAGGAGGGCUUUCCUGGUGUGGCGGCGGGCCCAAGUGUGAGGUGGUCCCACUUGUGCCGCGGUGGCGGUGGGUUCCCCUGCCGUUUGGUAGAAAUAGACGGUGGUUAGGUAAAAACGGUGGGGGGGCAUAGUUACAGGGAUGGUGUCUGCCUUGGUGGUCUGGUGUCAGUCUGGACCACCAGGGGAGAAGUGGGUGGGUCUGUGGUCAGCUAGGUCUUCGAGUCGGUAGUCGCGACUGGGGACAUGUCGUUAGCUAAGAGGGUACCACAGGCCCAAAAGAGUGAUCAGGGGUUGUCAGGGGGACUGACAACCAAGGUAUGGUUAAAAGGUUUAACAAUUGAGGAAUAGGUUAAAUAUUUAAAGUUGGGUGAUAUAUAUAUGUAUAUGAUGGUGUAUAUAUAUAUAUAUAUACAGUUUUUGUAUUUGUUAAUAAAGGCCUACCAGGCCAUUUUAAAUCCAGCAGGUGUCAGUGUGAUUAUUGGGAAAGGUUUAAUGUUAAGGGGUAUAUGCUUGUAUUGGUUGGUGCGGUAAGUUAUCCGGCUGCCCUAGUC